Molecule: messenger RNA, 2910 nt
Organism: Trichosurus vulpecula (common brushtail)
Lineage: Eukaryota; Metazoa; Chordata; Mammalia; Diprotodontia; Phalangeridae
Gene: IBA57
Product: iron-sulfur cluster assembly factor IBA57
Exons: 3
Coding region: 1095-2174 (359 amino acids)
Cellular component (GO): mitochondrial matrix
Molecular function (GO): protein binding
Source: RefSeq, a predicted model, not a curated record
AUAUUUAUCUCUCACACAUUUAUAUACAUACAAAUGUAAACAUACAUACACACACACACAGCACACACAUUGCAAGCCAUGAAGCAGAAAAGGGAGUGGUUUUGAAAUUUCAGUCUUGUGAUUAUUUGCUUUUGGGAAAUCUUAAAACACGAAAAGAGGUCAUAGAACUGAAUUCAGAAUGAAAGCGGCUGCUUGUUCCUUCUAUCUCCAUUGGCCAGCAUCCCGAGUGAAAGGAAUGGAUGAAAUUUUGUAAUUGCUGCCUUGUAAAUUGAUCGAACCACGUACACUCACUAGACUAAUUAUAGUAAUGGGUAGAGGCAAGGUCCGCUGUGUCAUGUGUAGGAGAGGACAGGAAUUGCAGGGCAGUGCCUGUUCCUUUAACAUCUCUGCAACCAUUUCAAGUCCAUUCAUUCUCUGGGAAAUGCCGGGUCACACGUAUACCAUUGCGAGCGCAACUAUCUGCUUUCUAUGGAACGAUAUCCAGGCCAGACUAGCCCGGGGCAGGGAACAAGUAUUGAGGAGCAGAAACCCUUCUAGGUAUGCGAUACUUGCCCCCCGCCACCCCCACGUGGCAGGAAAUAGUUAAUUUGACAAGACUUUCCAUAUUGAACACAUCUUAAGAAGUCGCGCUUCCUCCUAGCGGCCUGUAACUCAAACCCAGGUCCUGCAACUCUAAAGCCCGUUUUCUUCUCAGGCCAUCGAGGGGAGAAUCAGCAGGUGUGACGGACUGGGGAAAACUGAGGAGGAAAGAAAGGGCCUUCUUUGGCCGCGGCUGUCAGGGAGGGCUUCCUGCAGGAGGAAGGAUUUUGGUGACACCUCGUUCCCUACGUCCACCAACUAUAAGCUUCCCAAGGGCAGGAACAUUCACUGGCACCAUCUCUCAUCCGGAUCAGCCGCAGCUCCCCAAAGCACAGUCGGCGGACGUGGCUUACACGAUUGGCUGGAGGAUUCAUUGACAGUCGUAAGACACCGCCCCUCCCCGCCCCUCAUUGGACGCCCUCGGCAGGUGGGCGGGUCAAGACGGUGGUGGGGGGAGGGGAAGGGUACUGUGGCCUUCUCCUCCUCCCGUAAAGGGCACGGCGUUACUGUUCAAGAUGGCUGCGGCGGCACUGCUCCGUUGGGCAGGUCCAGGCUUCUGCAGUUCCGUGUGGGGGCUGCCGUUUGGCGCGGGACUGAGGCGCCGCCUGACCCUCGGCGGCGGCAGCGACGGAGAAAGCAGCAGCAGUUGGUUGUACUUCCCGCUGCACGAUCGCGACGCGCUGCGCGUGCACGGGCCCGAUGCAGAGCCGUUCCUUCUGGGGCUGCUGACCAAUGAGCUGCCGCGACCGGGUCCUGGGGGCGGGGCGGCGUCCCCUGAGUCGGCUCCACCGCGCGCGCACUACGCUCACUUCCUCAACGUCCAGGGCCGGACGCUCUAUGACGUCAUCCUCUAUAGACUCCAUGAAAGCCAAGAAGAAGAGCCAAAUUUUCUCUUGGAGUUCGACAACUCAGUGUCUACUGCUUUUCAAAACCACCUAAAACUCUAUAAGAUCCGAAGGAAAGUCACCAUCAGCCCGUGCCCUGAUCUCUGUCUCUGGGCUGUCCUCCCACAAACUGCACCUGAGGGCCUGGCAAUGCCCUCAUUAGAGAAAGGUGGCGAACCUGUGGUUCUCACGCCAGAUCCCAGAGCAGCAUGUAUGGGCUGGAGGUUAAUCAUCCGGAGGGAAGACAUGGCCCAGGACGUGGUUCCAACUACCCAAAUUAGAAGCACUAAGGACUACCAUAAACACAGGUAUCAAAAAGGAAUUCCUGAAGGGAUCAAAGAUCUACCACCUGGUGUGGCCUUGCCCUUGGAGUCCAACCUGACCUUCAUGAAUGGGGUUAGCUUCACUAAAGGCUGCUACAUUGGACAGGAGUUGACUGCUCGGACCCAGCACAUGGGAGUCAUCCGGAAACGCCUUUUUCCUAUUAGGUUUUCAGCCCCUAUCAUAGCUGAAGGCGUCUCUGCAGGGGCCACUGUCCUCACUGAGUCAGGAAAGCAGGCUGGGAAGUACCGGGCCGGGGAGGAUGACGUGGGAAUCGCUUUGCUCCGAUCAGAGAAAAUCAAGGUGCCCCUUUACAUCAAGACCUCCCAAGGUCACCAAGUGAACAUCAUUCCCUCUGUGCCAGACUGGUGGCCCAAAGCUAACAAAUGAUUCUGACCCCCAGGUAGUGCUGACCCACUUUUAUUUGGCACAUUUGUGUGUAUGCUCUGUGAUAAGACUCCUAUUUGCCUCAGGGUUAUUGGAGGCCAUCUUUUUCUCUAUCAUGCUCUCGACUCUGGUGGGGAGGGCGAGGGUAUCUGGCGAUAGGGUUGCCUUUUUGCAGCUGGUAUCACUAGAGUUAUUCUAUGCCCACAAAACAGAUGGAACACAGUGUGGGGCUCAUCUGGAAUUCCCCAGGGGAGGACAAAAGGGUAACAUUUGAGCUGAGGCCUGAGACAAGAGAAGCCCAAGUCAACAGAGUCAGGCUGAAUCUGCUACUAGAGUAACUGUGGGUCCUGAAAGCUAAGGGCUGGACCAGGUGGGAAAACCAGUCAUAAUGGAGAGGCCAAAGCUGAGGGUUUCAGCUAAAAUGUAAGGAAUCCAAGUUCAGGGAAGCCACAGAGCUGAUGCUUCCUCUGAAUUCUAGCUCUUUCCCAAAGGUUUUAGUUUUGUUGUUGCAGAGACCUGCAUGCCCCUUCUCCAGCUGGUGCUGAGGAACUCCCUGUUUCCCAGGUGAGCCCUGUGGCUUCCAAGGGAUUCAGCCAAGUAACCAGGCCAUGUACCAGGGGGCUGGGUAAAAGUGAAUUGUUUGAUAGCCUUUGACUAGCGCUUGAAUAUUGUGUUAAUACUUUCCUGAAAGAUACCCUCCUUUUGAACAAAAACAAAUAAAGACCACUCUGUUCUAGUA